Molecule: messenger RNA, 438 nt
Organism: Thyridium curvatum
Lineage: Eukaryota; Fungi; Ascomycota; Sordariomycetes; Thyridiales; Thyridiaceae
Exons: 1
Coding region: 1-438 (145 amino acids)
Source: RefSeq, a predicted model, not a curated record
AUGUUCUCACCAUCACAAGGUGACUCCUCUCCUUCGCUUCUUGGCCGCCCACCUCGUAAUCAACAGCAAUUCCCACAAUAUGGCAACGACUACUACGACACCCACGAGCAGGGCCACCUUGACUGGGUCACCGAUCUCACAUCGUCGCCACCCAGGCUGGGCCAGGAGCUGCCGCCUAUGAAGCGCUCCAAAACGGUGUACCGACCCCAUUCUAACCUGUCGACGUCAAGCCGGCUUACACUGCCUGGAGGCGACGGCGGAGGAUAUCCUAUGAUGGAGCGCUCCGAGUCAAACACAAGCAUCCGGUAUCGCCAGGCACAGAAGCGGGGCGCUAAGGAGGUUCUCUUGCGACAGAACAAGAACGCCACGCGUGCGCUGCUCAUCCAGCCCAGACCCGUCAACGGCAGAAGCAGCAGUAGUAGCAGCGGACGAAGCUAG